AUGUCAUACAUUAGCUCCCUCCUCACUAGACCGUCCACCCUCGGUCUCGUCGCUGUAGGCGGCAGCGCCGCUUUCUACCUCGGCAUGAAGUCGAAGACGAUAAUGGCUCAACAGGCCCAAAGGGAUAGUGGAGAAGAUCAAAGCAGGGCAAGAGGACCGGCGGUCCAGGAGAAGAAUUAUGGGGUCAAAGCUGGCAGGGAAGGUGGAGGGAAGAGGUUGGCUGCGGAAAAGGUGAAGGACGGACAAAUGGGCUGCAAGUCGUUGCUGUGGGGCCGAACUCGAGAUGCUGCUGACGAUAUUACGACAAUGGAUGUGGGUAAUGUGAUGCUUGAUGAGGCUUUGGGUCCAGUGGGAAUUGAUACGAAUGAUCGAAUGGGUGAUACGCUCAGUACAGAGGAAGUCUCAGUUGGAGAUAGCAACAACAAUGUACCUGUUGCUACGGGAUCCUUCAAAAGAGCUUGGAACCGCUUGUCUUCCGUGCUCGGUCCUCGACAGGAAGACGUGGGCGGAGACCAGAUAGAGAGAGGAGAGCACAAGACCCAGGCCAAGGGCACAAUACACGUUGAAGAAGGCAACCACGAGGAAGAUGCGGAAGCUGGAGCCAUACCACUUGAUGGACCACCAGCCGAAGCGACGAAAGGCCAUGAGCACUCUCCAUUCAGCUCAAGCGCCUUUGAUCGGCUGCCAAACCCUGUCCCGGUCGUUGACGUCUUCUUUGGCUCGUGGUGGCUCGUCUCAGCGUUGCGGACGGCUACGAGACCUGUGGUGAUCUACUUCUCGGUCUUUUGGUUGUGGACGGCAUUAUUCGACGGCUUUGUUUCAACAAUAGUGGUGGUGAUCUACCUGGUCCGCUGGGGUCUCCUGAAAGCCGGACGUGAUACCAUCCCGCUCAUUGGGGCUCCGAUCCCAGGGAAGCGUCAGCUCUUCUGGGUGCUCUUUCGCUGGAUACAGAAAAUCUGGGAGCAUGUCGCAGCUAGAGCUCUACUGAGGAGUGACGGUCGAUAUACGGGAUUAUGCAAGAUUUGGUGGUUCGUUUAUCUCCUGAUUACGCCUAUGGCGGAGUUCAGACAAAAUUAUAUGGCUGCAUGGCGCCAACGUGAGGGGCUCUCGAUUCACAUCUUUGUCGACGAUGAAAACAUGUCGGUUCCAAUUCCCGCGGAUGGCACCGAUGAAGCCAUGCUGGCACGCAUACGCUCGUUCUAUCAGAUGAUGUUGGUUGGUCAAGGCUUUCCAGCGCUGGUAUUCCCAAAGCAACUCCAGAGGGUCGACAUCGUUGAGAUGAGCAAGGACAGCUUGGUCUUGGGAAGCCGACUGGAGACAUUACAGCUAGGUCGUUACAAAGGCCGGCUCGUCAACGUUUUCGAAAAUCCCAAACUUGGGGCACACACCGUCGCAGUCGCAGAGACCAUCCGGACAGUACCGGAGAACUCGGCGCUCGAAUUCCAGCGGACAUACGACGUUGGCGCCAUCUCAGUGGUUGUGGCGGUCCCGCCGCUCGCGUCUCUCAUCUUUGGUAUCGUCUGGGUUCGGAUUUACGCCCACAAAGGAAGCGAUGCAGAUUUUCAAGUGAUAGUCGCCACCGCAUUCACCGUCGCGUCUUACAUCGUCACGGCAGGCGCUUUGACUCUUGCUCUCAUCGCAUUCUUGGACCAGAAAAGGGCCCAGAAUGAUGACAUGAUGGAGAAAAUCGCUCGCAGGUCUGUUGAGACAAAGGCCGCUGCUUCGUCAAAGCUGGAACGACGGAGCUCUGUGCCAUAA
Messenger RNA from Letharia lupina, 1758 nucleotides. RefSeq lists its product as uncharacterized. NCBI's taxonomy places the organism in Eukaryota, Fungi, Ascomycota, Lecanoromycetes, Lecanorales, Parmeliaceae. Bases 1 to 1758 code for a protein of 585 amino acids. The record is from RefSeq and is a predicted model, not a curated record. The transcript has 6 exons.